AUGGGUUGCGGCGCCAGCACGAAGGUGGCCCCGGGGCCGCGGGGCCCGCGGGAGGGUCUGGGCGCAGGCAGGCCGGAGACAGCGGCGGAGGCGGCGCGGAGGAUGCGGGUGGCGCGCUUCCGAGCCCGGUUCGAGCCCCGGGUCCUCGCCAGGUAUGACAUCAAAGCUCUUAUUGGGGCAGGCAAAUUCAGCAAGGUUGUCAGGGUGGAGCAGAAGACCACCAAGAAACCCUUUGCAAUAAAGGUGAUGGAAACCAGAGUGAGAGAAGGCAGAGAAGCCUGUGAAUCUGAGCUCACCGUCUUGAGGCGGGUUAGGCAUCGUUACAUUGUCCAGCUCAUGGAGAUCUUUGAGGCCCAGGAUCGAGUCUACAUAGUGAUGGAGCUGGCCACGGGAGGGGAGCUCUUCGACCGACUCAUGACCCAGAGGUCCUUUACAGAGCAGGAUGCGGUCAGAAUCCUCCACAUGGUGGCUGAUGGGAUCAGGUACCUGCACGCAUUGCGAAUCACUCACAGGGACCUAAAGCCCGAAAAUCUCUUAUAUUAUCAUCCAGGUGCAGAGUCGAAAAUUUUAAUCACGGAUUUUGGUUUGGCACACUCUGGGAACAAAAGUGGUGACUGGACAAUGAGGACACUGUGUGGGACCCCAGAGUACAUAGCCCCCGAGGUCUUGCUGAGGAAACCUUAUACCAGUGCAGUGGACAUGUGGGCUCUUGGCGUGAUCACAUUUGUUUUACUUAGCGGAUUCCUGCCUUUUGAUGAUGAAAGCCACACAAGGCUCUACAGGAAGAUUCUGAAAGGCAAAUAUGAUUAUGCACGAGAGCCUUGGCCAAGUAUUUCCCACUUGGCGAAGGACUUUAUAGACAAACUACUGAUUUUGGAGGCUGGUCAUCGCAUGUCAGCUGGGCAGGCCCUGGACCAUCCCUGGGUGAUCACGAUGGCUGCAGCGUCUUCCAUGAAGAAUCUUCAGAGGGUCAUCUCCCGGAACCUCAUGCGGAGGGCAUCUCCCCACUCUGAGAGUCCCGGAUCUGCACAGUCUUCUCGGUCACGUUCUUAUCAUAAAUCGAAGCGUGUGUGGAGCAAGAGAAGCUUAAGGGUAGAAGAGUCACCACUGUCUUCAAUCUUGUGA
Molecule: messenger RNA, 1125 nt
Organism: Equus quagga
Lineage: Eukaryota; Metazoa; Chordata; Mammalia; Perissodactyla; Equidae
Gene: PSKH2
Product: protein serine kinase H2
Exons: 3
Coding region: 1-1125 (374 amino acids)
Biological process (GO): protein phosphorylation
Molecular function (GO): protein kinase activity; ATP binding
Source: RefSeq, a predicted model, not a curated record